Malurus melanocephalus (red-backed fairy wren) is the source of this 564-nucleotide messenger RNA. RefSeq lists its product as uncharacterized. NCBI's taxonomy places the organism in Eukaryota, Metazoa, Chordata, Aves, Passeriformes, Maluridae. The record is from RefSeq and is a predicted model, not a curated record.
AUGCUCCCAGACUUCCUGAGCAGGGGCACCCUGGCAGCAGCAGAUCCCAGCCCAACAGAGCCUGGAUCAACAGGAUUUUGUGCCAGAGGGUGGCAAGCACCCGCUCCACCCCACGAGAGACCCCACUGCUGCCCCUCCGAGCCCCCAGCCUCAGAAACCUCCACUACACGAGGCCGGAGCCUUCGCUGUGCCCGGCUCCUGGAACCCUCUGUGUGCCCGAUUCCUGGAGCCCUGGCUGUGCCCGRUUCCUCCUCUGUCCCAUGCCAGCCUGGGGGGGCCCCUGGCACGCCCAGCAACCCACCAACGCAAAUAGCCGGUGGCUCCUCCGCCCGCUGCCGCCCGGCGCACGCUGGGGCUCCAAUUUCCCGGCGUCAGCCCCCGCCGCCGCUCAGCUGUCGUCCCCCUGUGCCCUGUCACUCCGCUCGCCACCGGACCGCGGCGGCUGCCGCCCUCCCCUCGCACCCGGCACGGGGGGCUGGGGGCUCUGCAGCCCACGGGGCACCGGUCACCCUUUGGGGGUUUCUUCAGCGCAGGGCGACAUCUCCAAGCACAGGGUAAGUGCCC